Molecule: messenger RNA, 372 nt
Organism: Schizosaccharomyces osmophilus
Lineage: Eukaryota; Fungi; Ascomycota; Schizosaccharomycetes; Schizosaccharomycetales; Schizosaccharomycetaceae
Gene: ptf2
Product: Mst2 histone acetytransferase acytyltransferase complex subunit
Exons: 4
Coding region: 1-372 (123 amino acids)
Source: RefSeq, a predicted model, not a curated record
AUGGAUACCUCAGAAUCAAUACCAGACACUAGCGACAUUGACGCAGACAUAGCCAGUGAAUUUGUUGAAUUUACGGAUGAUAUCCCAAUAGAAAUAUAUCGUAGCCUGCGGUAUAUCAGGAAAUACGAAAAUGAAUAUCAGAAGGAGAACUUGAAUCUAAACCACCUUGCCACAGAAGUUGGUCAAUGCUCCCCGUCUGAUGUACCUGCAACGAAAAAGAGAUUCGCAAAGUCACUGUUUCACUCUGAUGAGUAUAUGCAACAAACCAAUGCCGAAGCCCAGAAACUUUAUGCAAACGUUCAUGCUGCUUAUGAACGACUAAACGAUAAAAUUCGAUAUUUGGAAAACGAACGCCCUGCAUCCUCAUCCUGA